This is a messenger RNA of Salvia splendens (bonfire salvia), 1405 nucleotides long. RefSeq names its product GDP-mannose 4,6 dehydratase 1. The record is from RefSeq and is a predicted model, not a curated record. Gene Ontology annotation, molecular function: GDP-mannose 4,6-dehydratase activity. Gene Ontology annotation, biological process: 'de novo' GDP-L-fucose biosynthetic process. Bases 118 to 1218 code for a protein of 366 amino acids. The transcript has a single exon. Lineage: Eukaryota; Viridiplantae; Streptophyta; Magnoliopsida; Lamiales; Lamiaceae.
GAAAAAAGAAAAGUAAUAAAGGAAGCACCGUCAAUACACAGCAUAGAAGGGAGGAAAAAAAAUCGCCAAUAAAUCGAGUCUCAAUUUCUCAACACUCUCUCCGAAUAUUUUCCUCCAAUGGCCUCCGCCGCCGCCGUCAGAUCUGAAUCUGAAUCUGAAUCAGAAUCAAAAUCGGCGAAAAUCGCAUUGAUCACCGGCAUCACCGGGCAGGACGGCUCCUACCUAACCGAAUUUCUCCUCCAAAAGGGAUACGAGGUGCACGGGCUGAUCCGUCGCUCCUCCAACUUCAACACCCAGCGGAUCAACCACAUCUACAUCGACCCUCACAACGCCCACAAGGCCCGCAUGAAGCUCCACUACGCCGACCUCACCGACGCCUCCUCCCUCCGCCGCUGGCUCGACACCAUCCUCCCCGACGAGGUUUACAACCUCGCCGCCCAGUCCCACGUCGCCGUCUCCUUCGAGAUCCCCGACUACACCGCCGACGUCGUCGCCACCGGCGCCCUCCGCCUCCUCGAGGCCGUCCGCUCCCACAUCGCCUCCUCCGGCCGCUCCCACAUCCGCUACUACCAGGCCGGCUCCUCCGAGAUGUUCGGAUCCACUCCUCCGCCGCAGUCCGAAAACACCCCCUUCCACCCCCGCUCCCCCUACGCCGCCGCCAAAUGCGCCGCCCAUUGGUACACCGUCAACUACCGCGAGGCCUACGGAAUAUUCGCCUGCAACGGAAUCCUCUUCAAUCACGAAUCCCCGCGCCGCGGCGAGAAUUUCGUGACCCGGAAAAUAACCCGCGCUGUAGGGCGGAUCAAAAUCGGCCUACAGAGCAAGCUGUUCCUCGGGAACCUCCAGGCCUCCCGCGAUUGGGGGUUCGCGGGAGACUAUGUGGAGGCAAUGUGGCUGAUGCUCCAGCAGGAGAAGCCGGAUGACUACGUUGUUGCCACUGAGGAGUCCCACACGGUGGAGGAGUUCCUGGCUGUGGCGUUCGGGUCGGCGGGGCUCGACUGGAAGGACCACGUUGUGAUCGACAAGCGGUACUUCCGGCCGACCGAGGUGGACAACCUUAAGGGCGAUGCGAGCAAGGCGAAGAAGGUGCUUGGGUGGAAGCCUAAGGUGGGGUUUGAGCAGCUUGUGAAGAUGAUGGUGGAUGAAGAUAUUGAGCUUGCUAAGAGGGAAAAGGUGCUUGUUGAUGCAGGAUACUUGGAUGCUCAGCAACAGCCUUGAUAUAAUAUGAUUGAUGAAUGAUGCAUUGCUCUUUUAUUUUCUUGAUUUCUUAAGGUUUUGAUGUCAUUUUUGUUUCAAUUUUAAGCAUUUUGCCUUAAUCUUUGAGUUAAAUUGGUUGGUUGUUAGUGUUAAAUUAUGAUGAGUGUCGGCAUGAUUCAGACAUUAUAAACUCCUACUACUACUACUA